AUGGCACCGAAGCACGCACAAGAGCAGCGGAAGGAUGGAAAGAAGAGGAAGCCGCAGCGAGUGCGCGUCACCAACAAGGCGCUCGAGUCGCGGCAGUUCUCCACUGUUCGUCUUCCACGCACAAGCGAGGUGCCGGCGCAGAAGAUGGAUGUGCACUCCAUGUACCAGGAGGUGGCGUGUGGAUCUAGUGGUGACACCGCCGCCGCAUCAGCGAGCAAGUCGGCCAGCGCUGCCUCUCCCACCGCUUCGUCACCCUCUUCCUCCGGCUUCGACCCUAUCGCGAAUGAUGCGAUGUUCACGAUUGUGACCAAGUCCAAGUACUGGCCACCGCCCUCUUUGGAGGAGCUGCACGCCAAGACCGGCCAUGACCACGGCGAUGGCUUUGACUCGUAUGAUCGACGCGAGGACGACAAGGAGGCGCGAAAAGAGCGGGUGAAAGUGGUCAAGGGCGAAGUCAAUCACCCGCGUGGCAAGCCGCGGCAGAAUACCGUAAUCCAGCUUUCGGACAGCAGCAGCAGCAGCGAUGGCGAUGAUGGCGAGCACCGCGGCUGCGACGCUGAGUAG
This is a messenger RNA of Leishmania major strain Friedlin, 564 nucleotides long. RefSeq lists its product as hypothetical. The transcript has a single exon. The coding region runs from base 1 to 564 and encodes 187 amino acids. The record is from RefSeq and is a predicted model, not a curated record. NCBI's taxonomy places the organism in Eukaryota, Euglenozoa, Kinetoplastea, Trypanosomatida, Trypanosomatidae.